UCAUCGCAAGCACCGCGAGUGACAAUGAUUGCCAAGGGAAAGCCACAAUCGUCGUCAGAGAAGGAGCAGACUAGGAGCAAGAACAACAUCACAGCAUUCACCGCCAUUUACUCAUAUCAUCGUCGUGUAUGCAUCAUCGUAAUCUUCAUCUUGAUUCUCAUCGUCUAUUCACACUACGAUACAACAACCACGGCUCCCAUGCAGACAAAGAAACACCAAAAGAGUAGCGAGGGCUCUAACCACCUUCGGUCCAUCUUCCUCCCGUACAUCUACGAAUUCGAAUCCAAAGAAGUCCCCCUGGUCCGGACCACUAUCCAUGGUGUCGACAUCGAAAUGCCCAUCGAUACCGGCUCCACAGGGCUGUUGAUCGGCGCACCGGUGCUCCCUGAUAUCGACCCUACGCAGGGCACCCCGGCGUAUCACUACCUAACAAGCAGCAACAUCCUGUAUGUCGGUCGACUUGUCCCCUUGUCGGUCGAGUUCCAUGGGUCGGAAGAUUCUCGUGCCAUCGCCCAUGUGCCUGCUCUUGUCGUGGACCGAAGUUAUAUCUGUCCGUGGUACGAUCCCAGCAAUGAUACUUUUGACUGCCCACGCGGCGAGAACGGGGAAGAACCUAUAUCGCGUGACACGUCGCAUAUCAUGUACAUGGGGAUCGGGUUCUCGAGAAACAUGCCGGGCAACGGGCAGCCAGAUGCGAUACCGGCGCGAAAUCCUUUCUUGAACAUUGUUUCGAUAGACGGAGUGAACACCUCUUCGUCGACACUCAAAACCGGCUACAUCGUCUCGUCGUAUGGAGUGGAAAUAGGGUUGACGGAACACAACGUAUGCGGCUUCUCAUUCGCCUCGCUUGAGCCGGGGGUGACACACGACGAGGAUCCGCGGGAUUGGGCCAUGGUGCGAUCCAACUUCAGCGUCGACGGACAGACAGGAAGCUUCGGGUAUGGGUUGGUCGAUACGGGCGUCUCCCAAAUGUACCUCAGGGCCGAAGAGGGUGUUUCCGUCCCCACAAUAUGGAUCCCCAACCCAAAUCCAAAUGGUACGGCAAAGAAGGUCGAGCGUGUCCGUCCAGGGACGCAAAUAGACAUCGACUUCAUCUCUUCGAAAGGUGACAAGGUUAUGGGGUAUGGGUUUGUGGUAGGAGAGCCAUCAACAAUGCACCCAGCGUCCGUCAGGCCAGCGAAGCGCACGCCACCGCCCUUUCUAAACACCGGACGGAACUUCCUGUUUGGAUAUUCGGUUGCGUUCGAUGCUGUGGAAGGGCGAUUUGGUUUCCGUCCUGCCCGCGGCCUAACAGCUUCCACACAAGCUGCUACCACGAACUCCAUCCGCUCUCUGCUCGCGUAG
Periconia digitata is the source of this 1344-nucleotide messenger RNA. The record is from the annotation of a GenBank genome assembly. NCBI's taxonomy places the organism in Eukaryota, Fungi, Ascomycota, Dothideomycetes, Pleosporales, Periconiaceae.